AUGUCUUUCCUUCAUAAUCAUUCUUGUGAGUGCGUUAAGUCAGAAUUGGAUUUGUUUGCACUACCGUCUACACAAACUAGCAUUGAAAAUGGAUUGUGGAUUCAUUAUAAACCAAUUUCAUCUCUUGGUGAUGAUGGACCUAUCGAGUUUCAAGUUCCUGGGACCGGCGAUGACUACAUAGAUUUGUCUCAUACAUUACUCCACAUAAAGGCAAAAGUAUUAAAUCAAGAUUCAACUAACUUGGUAUCUACUACAAUAGUAGCACCUGUAAAUAAUUGGCUGCAUUCACUUUUUAGUCAACUUGAUGUUUAUUUAAACCAAAAACUUGUAUCACCACCUAAUAAUACCUAUGCAUAUCGAGCAUACAUGGAAACCCUUUUAAACUAUGCCCCUGCUGCUAAACAAUCUCAUCUUACUUGUAGUCUUUGGUAUGAGGAUACAGCAGGAAAAAUGGAUUCUACAGAUGGUAAAAACAUAGGAUUUGUUAAAAGACAGGAAUUGAUUAGUGAAAGUAAGGAAAUAGAAAUGAUUGGUCAUCUUCACGGUGACAUUUUUAACCAAGAUAAAUUUUUAAUUAAUGGUGUUGAAAUGAGUGUUAAAUUGGUUCGAUCAAGAGAGAGUUUUAAUUUAAUAGUUGGAUCAAACGAUGUAAAGUUUAAAGUUUGUAUUACGGACGCAACUCUUAUUGUUCGACGAGCACGAAUUAAUCCAAGUGUAUUACUCGCACAUCAAAAAGUUUUAGCUUCUACCACUGCUAAAUAUCCUAUUACUCGAGCUGAAGUAAAAGUUUUAACAAUUCCUUCGGGUGUUCAAGGAAAAACUCUUGAUAAUAUAUUUUUAGGACAGGUGCCGAAAAGAUGUAUAAUUGGAUUUGUGAACAAUUCUGCAUUUAAUGGUUCCCUUACUAAAAAUCCAUUUAACUUUGAAAACUAUGGUAUUAAUUCUUUCAGCUUAUAUAUUGAUGGUCAACAAAUACCUUCAAAAGCUUUGCAACCAUCUUUUAAUAAUAGCAUAUUUACAUCAGCAUAUCAUACUCUAUUCUCGGGAACUGGUAUUCACUUUCUUAAUGAAGGAAAUGGAAUCUCUUGUGAACAGUAUGGCAAAGGUUACUGUCUAUUAGCAUUUGACUUAACUCCUGAUUUAUCAGCUAACUCAUCAACUCAUUGGAAUCUCAUAAAGCAUGGUAGUGUAAGAAUAGAAGUACGAUUUGAAUCCUCAUUAAUACAAACAAUUAACUGUAUAGUUUAUGCUGAGUUUGAUAAUAUUAUUGAGAUAGAUAAAAACAGAAAUGUUACUGUAGACUAUAGUAGUUAA
This is a messenger RNA of Parnassius mnemosyne (clouded apollo), 1314 nucleotides long. The record is from the annotation of a GenBank genome assembly. NCBI's taxonomy places the organism in Eukaryota, Metazoa, Arthropoda, Insecta, Lepidoptera, Papilionidae.